Sipha flava (yellow sugarcane aphid) is the source of this 1476-nucleotide messenger RNA. RefSeq names its product lipoyl synthase, mitochondrial (gene Las). The record is from RefSeq and is a predicted model, not a curated record. Bases 222 to 1343 code for a protein of 373 amino acids. The transcript is spliced from 7 exons. Lineage: Eukaryota; Metazoa; Arthropoda; Insecta; Hemiptera; Aphididae. Gene Ontology annotation, cellular component: mitochondrion. Gene Ontology annotation, molecular function: lipoate synthase activity; 4 iron, 4 sulfur cluster binding. Gene Ontology annotation, biological process: lipoate biosynthetic process.
UAAUUUAUUAUCUAAAAUCUAAAAUUGUGGUGAUGACCAUAGAUAAUAAUUAUUUCAUAAUGAACAGUAAUUAUUGACUUGCAUUUACUGUUUAGUAUUUGGUACUUAAUGUACUAUAAGGGUUGUAAUUACUGACUGUCUUUUAAGCUUUUGACAUUCAAAUAAUCAUUUAACGCCAAAUUAAUUUGUCUCUUACUACGGAAGAAAAUUUGUAAAAUAAAAUGUCAUGUUUAAAACUUGGAUCAAACUUAAAAUCUAACCAUCUCUUAUUAAAAACAUAUAGAUCUAAAUCAACAAUUAAAGAUAAAUUUCGUGAGACAAUUCAAAGUGGACCUGAUUUAGCUGAAUUUAUUAAUGAAUCUCCUGAAACAUUAAAAACCUAUAAUGGUAAAUUACGAAGAGAGAAAGGUGAAGAAGAGAGAUUACGUUUACCACCUUGGCUUAAAACUAAAAUACCAACUGGAGAAAAUUUUUCUAAAAUAAAAGAACAGCUACGUGACUUAAACUUACACACUGUUUGUGAAGAAGCUAGAUGCCCAAAUAUUGGUGAAUGUUGGGGUGGAGGUAAACACGGAACAGCUACAGCAACAAUUAUGUUAUUGGGUGAUACUUGUACUAGAGGGUGUCGAUUUUGUUCUGUUAAAACAUCUCGAGCUCCUCCGCCACCAGAUCCCAAUGAACCAGUUAAUACAGCGAAAGCUAUUGCAUCAUGGGGUCUGGAUUAUAUUGUCUUAACAUCAGUAGACCGUGAUGAUUUGAAAGAUGGUGGAUCUGCUCAUUUUGCUGAAACUGUUGUGGAAAUUAAAAAUCGCAAUCCUAAUAUUAUGAUUGAGUGUUUGGUACCAGAUUUUCGUGGAUCAUCUGAUCAUGUUAAAACUAUAGUAGAUUCAGGUUUAGAUGUUUUUGCUCAUAAUGUUGAAACUGUUGAAAAGCUAACACCAUUUGUUAGAGAUCGAAGAGCAGAUUAUAGACAAACUAUGUCAGUGUUGCGUAAAGCCAAAGAAUUCAAUCCACGACUCAUAACAAAAUCUUCUAUAAUGCUUGGUCUUGGCGAAACCGAUAAACAAAUUGAACAAACAUUAAUAGAUUUAAAAGAAUCUUUAGUGGAUUGUGUUACACUGGGUCAAUAUAUGCAACCUACAAAACGCCAUUUAAAAGUUAUAGAAUAUGUUACCCCUGAGAAGUUUAAACUUUGGGAAGAAGUUGGCAAUAAGUUGGGAUUCUUAUAUACAGCUAGUGGUCCACUUGUGAGAAGUUCAUACAAAGCUGGUGAAUUUUUUAUUGGUAAUGUAUUAAAGAAACGUAAAGACGCUCAAGAAUUUGAGAAUGCAAAAAUUAUUUAAAUUAUUGUUAUUAUAAUUGUUUGUUACAUUUUUUUGUGUAUUUUAAAAAAUUAUAGUAAGAUCUAAUUAAAAUAUAUUAAUAUAUGAAAUGUAAAAAUUCUUGCAUGGACCAUAAUAUUCCUAAGAAAUUCUG